Messenger RNA from Lotus japonicus, 2310 nucleotides. RefSeq lists its product as uncharacterized. Gene Ontology annotation, molecular function: ATP binding; heat shock protein binding. The coding region runs from base 139 to 1797 and encodes 552 amino acids. Gene Ontology annotation, cellular component: cytoplasm. The record is from RefSeq and is a predicted model, not a curated record. Gene Ontology annotation, biological process: protein refolding; response to heat. Lineage: Eukaryota; Viridiplantae; Streptophyta; Magnoliopsida; Fabales; Fabaceae. The transcript has 11 exons.
AUUAUUCACUCCCAUUAAAUUAUAGUCACAUACCAUUAAAUUAUGGUACUCAUCCAACAAAGAAUUGUACCCCUCUUAAACCCUCUUCUUCUAUACCCAUUAACCAGUUAGCUAGCUUACUCUUCCUUGUGAACAAACAUGAUGUAUCAAAUUCCUUCUUCUGCAUCAUCCAUGUCAUUCACCCACACACCACCAUUCUCCAAUGCAUCAUCACCACCUUCUUCUUCUUCCACUAUCACUUUCGUCACCUAUGCUAGAUUCAGUGCCACCACAGCUUCCAUGCUCCAGCACCGGACGGCAAGCCGUUUUCCCUUUUCUGCCACCAGGAACCGCCCCCGUGCGGCGGUGGCGGCGAUUAGAGCCAAAGCUGAAACUGAUUUCUACUCCACUUUGAAUGUCAGCAGCAGUGCUACCCUUCAGGAAAUCAAGAGCUCUUAUCGGAAACUAGCUCGAAAGUAUCAUCCAGAUAUGAACAAAUCCCCUGGGGCAGAGGACAAGUUCAAGGAGAUUAGUGCUGCAUAUGAGGUCCUAUCAGAUGAUGAGAAAAGAUCUUUAUAUGAUCGCUUUGGUGAGUCAGGUCUACAAGGAGAGAAUGAAGGGCCAGCAAGUGCAUCUGGGGUUGAUCCUUUUGAUUUAUUCGAGGCAUUCUUUGGUCGUUCAGAUGGACUAUUUGGAGAUAGUGAUGAAGGGGGCUUCAACUUCAAUAUGAGAAACAAUAGAAACCGUGGCCAAGAUAUCCGGUAUGACCUUCAUUUGAGCUUUGAAGAAUCAAUUUUUGGAGGUCAGAGGGAGAUUGAAGUUUCUUGUCUUCAGACAUGUAAUAUUUGUGAUGGUACAGGAGCUAAAUCAAAGAGUUGCAUUAAACAAUGCACAAAUUGUGGUGGCAGAGGAGGAGAAAUGAGAAGUCAAAAAACACCCUUUGGAAUGAUGUCUCAGGUUUCUACCUGCUCUAAGUGUGGGGGUCUUGGAAAGAUAAUCACCGAUCACUGUCGAAAAUGUGAUGGCAGUGGUCAGUUACAAGCUAAACGAACAAUGGAAGUGGCCAUUCCUCCUGGCCUCAACGAUGGAGACACAAUGCGAAUUCGAGGAGAAGGGAAUUAUGAUAAGAAUAGGCGUAAAACUGGGGAUCUUUUUGUGGUCCUCCAUGUAGAUGCAAAGCAAGGAGUUUGGAGAGAGGGUCUUCAUUUAUACUCAAAGAUUAACAUUGACUUCACAGAGGCAAUACUGGGGUCAGUUAAAAAGGUAGAAACUGUUGAAGGUUCUAGGGAUCUCCAAAUUCCCUCUGGGAUUCAACCUGGAGAUUCAGUUAAGAUCUCACGCUUGGGAGUUCCAGACAUGAAUAAACCAUCUAUUCGAGGCGAUCAUUUUUUCAUUGUGAAUGUUCUUAUUCCUAAGGAUAUCAGUGGCACCGAACGUGUACUUGUUGAGCAGUUAGCUUCACUAAGAACACCCAGCAAAGGUGAUUCAGCGUCUUCGAAUGACAUUGGGAUACCUGAAGGAAAACUCGAUGAAUUUAUAAAGAGGGAUCCUAAAUGUGAUGCUUCAACCAAGGGAUUAAAUUCAGUGUGGAGAUCAAUCACGAACUUCUUAAGGGGAGGACAAUCUGAAGAAAGGUUUGCUUCAAUUAGCCAGGAUGCAUCACAUGCAUCCUUGUGGAGAUUCGGCCACCAAAAUCAUUCAGUCCCAGAUUCCUUUUUUGUUAUUUUCAUUUUAACAUUGAUUUUUGCAUCUAUAGCAAAGUCUAAGAACUCAUUGACCCAAUACUUCAUUAAUAGAACACACAGUGAAAAAUUUUGAGGGUAUUGGUGGUAUAAAAACUCGAAAAUAAGGAGAGUGAAAGUGGAGUGGGAUGGAAAGGUUUUGGUUUCAUGCCUUGAUGCUUGGUAGAGGGCGAUUUUCAGCUAUAAUUGAGAGAGCCACAUCACUCCACUUUCAAGCAAGUGUUUGUAAUUUUCUUCCAAAUCUUUCAGCCAUCUAUUUUUAGCCCAAAUGCCCCCGAAAACAUUCUUUUUGAGCUAGAUUAAGGGCUUGAAUUCUCCUUUUGUGUUUUUCCCCAUCCUUGAUUAGCUAGGGCACAAUAUCCAUUUUAGGAUUUAGGAACUACAGUGAGGCAUAAAUUGUAAUCUCUACACCUUUGGCGGCUGGUGUUCAAACAUGUUCCUUCGAUAUUUGAAGUUGGUGUGGUGUGUGAUUGUGAAUCCUUAACAUUUGUAAAUAGUGCUAAAGAAAGUGAAGAGAAAGUGUUUACAACUGAUACUGUUGGUUGGCCAUUGCUCUAAAUUAUAUUUGAAUACAUGACUUUGUUGCCAA